AUGCAGUUUAGCUGUUGCAACUGUCCUCCCAAAUUUCUGCUGGGACACGCCUGCUUCCACUGUCUCACCUGUGCUCAUCAGUUUCCCCACCAGGCAUUGGGCUCAUCAGCUGCUGCUCUUGGCACAGGACCCGCCAGCUCCCCGGCUCUGCACCAGACAGAUGGAGACUCAGCACCCGGCUCUUUCUGUGGAGCUGUGGGCGGACCUUUGGUGCGUGGUGCGUCAGGGCCUGACGCGCCACGCCUAUUUAUGGCCCUGCUUGCUGACAGAAAAGCAUCACUGAAGCAUCUGCUGGUGUUUGAUGUGAGGCGACAGACGGGGCUUCACACCGACACCGGGAUGUGGCUCAAACUGAAGCAUCACUGUCUGCGCUGGACGCCUCUGACCGCUGCUGCUGACCUCUGCCAACACUCCAGCUCAUUCCAUACACUGCAUUAA
This is a messenger RNA of Knipowitschia caucasica, 438 nucleotides long. The record is from the annotation of a GenBank genome assembly. NCBI's taxonomy places the organism in Eukaryota, Metazoa, Chordata, Actinopteri, Gobiiformes, Gobiidae.